AUAAUAUCAGUGAAUUUUCAUCAUUACGCCUUUUUAAUUUGUAUAAUUUCAUCCACACGUCUUCUUGUCUGAUGCCACUUUUAUUUUGUGUCUUUCUUCUUUGUUCUUGUUCGUGUGUAGUCUUCUUGAAGCCCUGUCUGUCACUGUUAUAAAUAUCAUAACUCCGACAUCUCUUCUGUCCAAAUAUUCCUCGAAACUCCCCCAGAAAGAAGAAACUAUAUCGAACAUUUGUCUCAUCGGAGAAAAUGAAAACAAGACGCGGGAAACGCCCUGAAAAGUUUUGGCCUUCGAUUGUCAUGAAUAAAUGGCUGAACAUAAAGCCCAAAGUUUACGACUUUAGCGAAGACGAAGUAGAUACAGAGAAUGAGAGCGAAGAUGACGUAUGUUCGGUCAAAAACGUAUCUAAUGCCUGCUGCGUAGAUGAUGAAGAUAGCUGUGGCGGCCGCCGAGGAAGAGAAGCUGACCGCGGCAGCAAACUUUUAGGCAAAGAUUCUAGAAAACACCGGCGAGGCAAAUCGGAGACUUUGAGAGUCCAAUACAUAAACACAAAGGACAUCAGAGUGACGGUGGCUACAUGGAACGUCGCCGGGAAACGUCCUUCCGAUGAUCUUGACAUUGACGAUUGGCUUUCUACUGAUAACCCUUCAGAUAUCUACAUCAUUGGAUUUCAAGAAGUGGUACCCUUAAACGCCGGAAACGUCUUCGGAGCAGAAGAUAGAGGGGCGAUUCCGAAAUGGGAAUCGAUAAUCCGUAGAACACUGAACAAGUCCCAAAAAGAAUCGGUCUAUGAUCAAUCACCAAACAACAACAACGUUCUCCAUAGGUCUCACAGCGCACCGUCGUCUCCCGUCUUAGCACAACAAGCAAGUUCCAUUAUCGCUGAUGUCAUGGUCGAGAAUCUUGCUUCUGACCACUCCUUAGACCUAGCUACAGAUGAGUUUAUCGAUGCAGCAACUGCUUUACCUAGUCUUGAACCAGUAGGGAAUCCGGACAUGGACUGGCCUGAACGAGCUUUAGACGAGAAUCCUCAGAUUGUUGGAUCAGAGGGGAAGCUAAGGAGAGUGUUGAGCAGCAACGCUAUGCUGGGGUUUAAGCUACCGGAGACUCCAACGGGAGUGAGUAGGUUUGCAUUGGAUGCAAGAAACUUGAAACGGUCGAGGAGCUUUGAGACACUAAAGCUGAGUUGGGAUGAUAUCAAAGAAGAGAAUGAUAAUAUUUCUUCCUCCUUGUCUGAAGCCGAAGAAGCUGCGAAAGUUAUGUCUGAUGAUUUAAUGGACGGUGAGUCAUCUUCCGAUGAUGACAAAGAAGAAGGAGGCAAGAUUGGAAAUACUUAUGGAUUGCCGGAAGAUUUGGUGGAGGAAUGUCGGAAAGUGAAAGAUUCUCAAAAGUAUGUGAGGAUAGUGAGUAAGCAAAUGGUUGGGAUCUAUGUAUCUGUAUGGAUCCGACGGCGGUUAAGAAGACACGUCAACAAUCUUAAAGUAUCGCCCGUUGGAGUUGGCUUGAUGGGCUACAUGGGAAACAAAGGAUCAGUAUCGAUUAGCAUGACGUUGUAUCAAUCAAGAAUGUGUUUCGUGUGUUCGCACUUAACUUCCGGUCAAAAAGAAGGUGCUGAGCAGCGCCGGAAUGCUGACGUGUAUGAAAUCAUACGUCGUACUCGUUUCUCAUCGGUUCUUGAUACCGAUCAACCGAGAACCAUUCCAUGUCACGAUCAGGUAUUCUGGUUUGGUGAUCUGAACUACAGACUUAACAUGUUAGACAGUGAUGUAAGAAAGCUUGUCGCACAGAAACGAUGGGAUGAACUCAAGAACAGUGAUCAGUUGAUUAGAGAAUUUCGAAGAGGGCAUGUCUUUGAUGGAUGGAGAGAAGGACCGAUCAAAUUUCCUCCUACAUAUAAAUACGAAUUUGAUUCUGACCGUUACGCCGGAGAAAACUUGAAAGAAGGAGAGAAGAAGAGAGCUCCUGCAUGGUGUGAUAGAAUAUUAUGGUUGGGAAAAGGAAUAAGACAAGAAUGUUAUAAGAGAUCGGAUAUAAGGAUGUCCGAUCAUCGGCCGGUGACUUCCAUAUUUAAUGUUGGAGUUGAAGUUUUCGAUCAACGGAAACUUCAAAGAGCUCUUCAC
Molecule: messenger RNA, 2117 nt
Organism: Eruca vesicaria subsp. sativa (arugula)
Lineage: Eukaryota; Viridiplantae; Streptophyta; Magnoliopsida; Brassicales; Brassicaceae
Source: the annotation of a GenBank genome assembly